Megalopta genalis is the source of this 2492-nucleotide messenger RNA. Lineage: Eukaryota; Metazoa; Arthropoda; Insecta; Hymenoptera; Halictidae. The record is from RefSeq and is a predicted model, not a curated record.
AUUUGUCAGAAAUACUUCAUAAAUUUCAAGAUUACAAGCAUCACAAGUUGACGAUUGGAAUGUUUUUUGAAUUUAUGAAAGUUGCAUAUCAAGUCAGCGAUAAUUGUAAAAGCAUAACUACAAUAUUUACAACAGACAAUAAAUUUGAUUGGGAUAAAUUAUCAAAGAUAGAUAUACAUUUAGAAACAUCUAAUCAUACAGUUCAUGAGAGAAGUAUCGAUAACAAUGCUGUAAGUGAAAAUAAAAAUUCUGUUGUACUGCCAAAACUAGAGCUUAAAACCUAUGACAUGAAUCUUCCAAAUUCAACAUAUUUUGUUACAUCUACAAAUGGACAAAUUGAACAUGAAGAAACAUUUAAUUAUGAUAAAAAUGCAGCAACCAACACCGAAAAUUGUAACAGAAUUACAGAAACCUCAUCACAUUUGAAUGAAUCAAAGGCGGUUAGAUCUACAGGUAUAACAGAAAAUCUUUUGAUAAGUUUGAUGAAAACAAAUUUAAGUGAUAUAUUGCAUGAAGGUUUAUUAGAUUCUGUAUUACCAUACAUGAUUCCAAAGUCUACUGUAUCACAGCCCAUUAUUAAAAAAUCCAUUAUAAAUAAUGAGAUUAAGAAAUCUAAUUCAUUAAGUAAUAACAUUGAUACAAAUAUGCUUACAAAUUUAUCACAUAAAGAAAAGGAAAAGGAUAAAAACAAGGCAAAUAAAAGAUUGAUGGAAAAUGAAGUGGAAAUUCAUGUUUGCGACGAAGAGAAAAAUAUUAAAAAAAAUUUUCAUUGUUCUCAGAAACUACUUAUUCAAAAAAUGCGUUACUUUGCUGAUAUUACAGCAGGUCAGAAAUUGGAAGAAAUUGAUAUAUCAGUUCAUUGUGACAUUGUGAUAUUUGAUUGGUUAAUGAGGUGGGUAAAAAAAGAUAUGACCAAAAAAUCUGAGUGGCCAACUUUAGAACCAAGUAAUGUCAUUCCAAUAAUGGUAUCUGCAUCCUUUUUACAAAUGGAACCACUUUUGGAGAAUUGCCUACAGUAUUGUCAUGAUAAUAUGUCUGACAUAUUAAAAACAUCCACAAUAUUAACUUGUUUAGAUGAUAAUCUUCUUACAAGACUAGUAGAGAGAUUUACAAAUGAAGAUGUGGAAGCAUUAAAAGACAAGAAAGAUAAAAUCCAAAGUAAAUUAUUCUGCAAAUUGAUUAUAUCCCUGGCAGCAGUAAUGCCUGACAACAAAAAAGGACAUUAUAGUUCUUUAGCUACAUUGUUUAGAUGCAGUAAAUGUGGGAAAAGUAUUGUUCAGUCUGUUUCCUAUCAUGUACCAUGUAUUGCAAGUGCCAUGGUAAUUGAUAAUCAUGGACAUGUGCACAGUAAACACGUACGAGAUUUAUCAUGGACUUUAAAUGAUUAUAUUAUUACUCUCCGAACGGAGUUACGUUCUUGGCGUAAAGUUUAUUGGAGAUUAUGGGGUAGAUAUCCAUGUUGUAGUCAACGAGCAUACAGAUUUGAAGUAUUAUCAAAUCGUGAAGGUUGUAGGUACAGGGAACAUAUGCCAGAUUUACAAACACAAAGGGAUAUAAGUAUAUUGAACAUUUUUUCAAUAUAUAGAGAAGUAAUAGCGAUGGAACCACCACAAUUAUUUUUUCCAGAAAAAAUUACGAGAUUAGUAGCUCGUGACGUAUCUAUUGAUUCAGGAAAAUUAACAUGUAAAAGUACAAUGUGGUGGGCUGGUUUAGAACUUGCUCCUCAGCGACCAAAGUUUGGUCUUCUAGGCAAAAUAUGGAGUGGAACAGGACUCCGACGAUCGUCUCAAACACAAGAUUUGCAAAAAACAUCGUUAAAGGUUCAUCAACAAGCCUCUCUUGCAAAUGAUGUUUCGUCUAUUACGUCUUCAAUUACCGAAAGUGAUGAAGAUGAUGGCAUUACAAUCGAUGAAGAUUGUAGUAUUGAUGAAGAAUCGUAUAAUAGCGAAGAAUCACUGCCAUGGUCUACUUUAAAAACAAAAAAUCAAAAUAUGAAGAAAUCAAAAUAUCGAAUUCUAAACAACGGGCGAUCUUGGAAUAGUGACUCAAGUAUAAGACAUAAUCAAGAUAAUCAAAGAGAAUUUGAAGAAAAAGCAAGUUCCCAAAUGGUAGCACUAUUAACAAAAAGAGUAUCUGCAGAUUCUUCUUUGCUGGUGAAGUCAUUGAGUAAACACAACCGUAGAAAAAAUCAUUUGAACGGUGGAACUUAUACAAAACUAGAAGGAGAAUUUCGUGAUCAAUUAAAUCAAUGUUGUAAAAAUAAAGGUACAGCUGGAAAAUACUUCUUGCGUAUGAAAUCAGCUAAAUCAUAAAUAACAUGCGUGUACGUUAACUAUGUUAUCAAAAUUUGUUAUAAAAAUAUAAAAACGUCAGCUAGUCCAAACACAGUCGAUCUUUACCUAUCACUAUGCAAUAACUUUUUAUUAGAUCUUGCAACUUAUCAAUUUACUUAUAACAAAAAUACAGAAAUAAAUAAUAUAAAUAAUAUUAAA